This is a messenger RNA of Castor canadensis (American beaver), 1266 nucleotides long. The record is from RefSeq and is a predicted model, not a curated record. NCBI's taxonomy places the organism in Eukaryota, Metazoa, Chordata, Mammalia, Rodentia, Castoridae.
GACAGCUCUGGGUCAUUGACAAUUACCUGUUGUUCUGCUCCCUUCCUCCCAGAUGACCACUGUCUUGAGCUUGGUUUUUAUUAUUCAAAACUGGGCUUUGUAAACAGAGUCUUGUGUUUUCCCACAGCCAUCUGCAUCAUAUUGGUGCAUUUGCUGAUCCGGUACAGACUGCACUUCUUGCCUGAGAGUGUUGCCGUUGUUUCUCUAGGUAUUCUCAUGGGAGCAGUUAUAAAAAUAAUAGAAUUUAAAAAACUGGCAAAUUGGAAGGAGGAAGAGACAUUCCGUCCAAAUAUGUUUUUCCUGCUCUUGCUCCCACCGAUCAUCUUUGAGUCUGGAUAUUCACUACACAAGGGUAACUUCUUUCAGAAUAUCGGGUCCAUCACUCUGUUUGCUGUUUUUGGUACAGCCAUCUCUGCUUUUGUAGUAGGUGGAGGAAUUUAUUUCCUGGGUCAGGCUGAUGUAAUCUCUAAACUCAACAUGACAGACAGUUUUGCAUUUGGCUCCCUGAUAUCUGCCGUGGACCCAGUGGCCACCAUUGCAAUUUUCAAUGCACUGCACGUGGACCCAGUGCUCAACAUGCUGGUGUUUGGAGAAAGUAUUCUCAAUGACGCAGUCUCCAUUGUCCUGACCAAGCCUCUCAUUCUGUGCGGUGAGUGUCCAGGGCAGGACUCCUGGAUCAUGUGACAAGCAGCCCUUUAUCAGGGAUCACUCUCCUCUCAAGUGAGUGUCAGUAAUCAUGCUGAACGUUGUAACUGGCCAUUCUCAGUUUUACUCACAAGUUCAGCAAAAAUGUUUUGUGUGUCUUUUGUGUGCUGAGCUAAGCUGUGCGCCCUUGAUCUAUGUCAGUGAACAGGUGGACACAGGCUUGGUCCUCAUGGAGACUCACUGCAGUUUUCACACACUGUGAAGAAGUCCGACCCAUGUGGACCUAUAAAUGGCCUGGCCUGUAUGGAGGGGCAAGGCAGGUGUCCUGUGCCAGUGGCAUUGACCUUGGGUCCUGAGGGACAAGUGGGGACCUUAGCUGGGGUUGGGGAAGGGGAGGAUGACCUUCCCCAGGGAAGUGCCAGUUACAGGAUGGGCCACCAUAAAUGGAGAGGAGAUGUGCUCAGGGAGGUCAGAAAAACCUAGUCAUACUGAGAACAAUGGGCUUCUAAAAGCAUUGUGUAACUGCUGAGGAAUGUUAGGCAGGGUGGUAACCCCUCAGCUGUGCCUUUUAAAGGGCUCACCCAGGCUGCUGAGUGCUGGUCUGCAGGAAGAUCCUGAUGU